Molecule: messenger RNA, 765 nt
Organism: Dovyalis caffra
Lineage: Eukaryota; Viridiplantae; Streptophyta; Magnoliopsida; Malpighiales; Salicaceae
Source: the annotation of a GenBank genome assembly
AUGUCUCAAAUCUCCAUAAAAUCUCCAAAACACUGUGCGAAGCACGGACUUAACGUCGACAAGCUCUAUAAAAAGCUUUUCUUUGCCUUCUCAGCAUUCUUUACCACACUUCUCUCACUCAUAUUGAUCGUCUGGCUUAUCCUGCGGCCUGCCAAGCCUGAGUUCACUCUCAAAGAGGCUGAUAUCUUCCAACUCAGCCUCUCAGGUCCCAACCUUCUCAACUCCUCUAUCCAACUUACCCUACUUUCCAAAAACCCGAAUCAAAAAGUCGGCAUUUACUACGACGAUUUACAGGUUUAUGCUGCCUACAAGAGCCAACAGAUAACUGUUGACACCACCCUUCCUCCAUUCUACCAAGGACAUCAGGAUAGCAAUCUAUUGACAGCAUCUUUGGUUGGAACUGGAUUGCCUGUGGCUUCAUCCUUCAAUUAUGAAGUGGGGCGUGAUCAGACUGCUGGAAAACUAGUUCUGAAUCUAAAGGUGAAUGGAAGGAUCAGGUGGAAGGUUGGGACUUGGGUUUCUGGGCGAUACAGGAUUAAUGUUAAUUGCCUUGCUGUUAUGGCUCUUGGACCCACUCUCCCAACAGGACCUUUGAGUUCAAGGGAGGGGGCUAUAUGUUCCACCACUCAUUUUAAGCAGGUUAAAUGUGGCACAAGCAUUACUGCAUCAGCGUUAAAUGGGGUUGAUAAGGAUUUGAGCUCAAAAAAUGCCAUAGUAUUUGCUAAUAGAAUCGAAGAAGAAACAGAGCUACAUGAUGGGGCUUGA